AUGCCUAUUUCGGAAUUGGAAAAGGUUUGUUAUAAAACAAUAUUUGAAAUUUUAAUUUUUCUUUUUUUUUCAGAAAUGGACAGGCCUCGUUUUCGAAACAGCUGCCGAAGAAAUGAGAAGACUUAAGGUAACUAACAAAUCGAAAAAUUUAUCAAAAUUGAAAAUUUUCAGUCAAUUCCAACUGAGAGAGAAAGACUCAAAUUGUAUGGUCUUUACAAGCAAUGCAUUCAUGGAGAUAUUCCUAACGAAGAUAUUUAUCGUAAGUUAUCUUUUCAGUUUUCUGACCCUUAUUAAUUUAACGUAUUUUUCAGCGAUUCCAGCUGAUGAAUUCGGACAAAAAAAGUAUGCAGCUUGGAAAUCGCACAAAGGUGCGAAUCAAAAUCGUUGCCGCAUUGAAUACAUCAAAAAUUCGGAAGAAAUGAUCAAAAGAUAUGGUAGAAAAAUCAUAAGAUGCAAAUGGAAUUCCGAAGUUUGGAGUGUUGAUUAUUAA
This is a messenger RNA of Caenorhabditis angaria, 490 nucleotides long. Lineage: Eukaryota; Metazoa; Nematoda; Chromadorea; Rhabditida; Rhabditidae. The record is from the annotation of a GenBank genome assembly.